AUGGCUCUUCUGGCUUUGGCCAUCGCUGUGGCCGUGCUGCCUGCAACCUCUCAGCAGCAUGACUGUUCGAUUUUGGGCUGCGAAGCCGAUCCAAGCUUCCAUUUUCAGCUCCUGCAGUACAAGAUGGCGGCAAAGACUGCGCAAGAUCACUCGGAGUGGAUCGGGAAAGGUGGGAAUGUUAUCAGGUCUGGAUCAACAUGGGCUAUCCCACCUGUGGACCUUUCAAAAGGUCCAACUUGGACAUGGGAAGCUCCCUUUGGUGGCCUUGUGCGCGGCUCACCGGUGGUGGAUUCCAAGGGCUGCAUCUACCAGUCGACGAUUGCUGGGGAGAUCGUAAAGUUCUCGCAGACAGGCGAUGUCCUCUGGGCCAUCAGCACAGGAGGAAUCUCCUUCCCUGGCAAUCCGGUUCAUCUAGCAGGUGUGCUCUACAACUUCGGGACGGAUGGUCAAAUGCUCGCCCUGGAUGCCAAUGAUGGGAAGAAGCUGUGGCAGACGCCGGCCUGCGAAAUGGCAAGUGGUGACACCCACACGAUCAUUGCGGGCGAGGGGGUCGUGCUUGCCUCGUGCUUGAACAAGGACGAGAACCAGGCUUUUGGCUCCGCCACAAUGGUUGUCGCCUGCAAUGCCACGGAUGGGCAGGUCAUGUGGAAGUACCGUCCAGAUAGUGGCCUGUACAACUGGAUCGGGUCGAUUCAGUCUGGAGACGUUCUUUUCUCUGACAUGAAUGGGGGCGUCUAUCGCAUGAGCCUCAAAGACGGGUCUCUUGUCUGGAAGGUGCCUGCUCCAGCUGGGGCUAUCUCGACCACUGGGGGCUUAUCGGGCGCCGACAACGGCCUCGUCUACGUUACGCACAAUCUGGACAGCCCCGCAGGACACGUGGGGGUACUCUCCGUGUACACCGCAGCAGAUGGCAAGCCAGUCUGGCAACGCAGCUUCCCAAAGUUCCCAGCAAACUCUGGUCCAGCAGUUGCUACAGGUGCGGACGAGCCCUUUGUCGUCAUCGCCAUUGGGACUAACCCUGGCUUUGCUUUGCCGAUGGGUGCCGUGUUGGACCUGGACCCAUUUGAUAAGAAUGAUACCAGCGGAACUCAGCGUAAACCCUCGAAGGCCGUCGCCAUGGAUGCAAAAGACGGCCAUACCAUCUGGGAAUACCAAUUCCCCGACUGGCACGGGGCAGCAGCCGGUGAUACAGGCACUCACACUUGCUUGCCGGACUCCUAUGCAAACCCCUCCAUCGCUGGAGAUGGUGCCGUCUUUUUGGCCGGUAUGUCCGGCACCGUCUACCGCCUUCAUGACAAGGACAAGGACGGUAAGUUUGAUCCAGCCAGUGGUGAGGUCACGACGUAUGACACCGGGAAUGCAUUCCAGGCCGCUCCAGCAAUCAGUGAGGGCAUACUCGCGGUGUCUCCUUGCAACGGAUUGAAAGCGUUUCAUCGCAAUGCCUCCGUCCUUGCCGCGCUCGUAGAGGAUCAUCUAGUGGAGGCAGACUUCGUCGAUGGGCUUCAGUGGAAGGACCUAAACGAGGACCUACGGUUGCUGGCCCUGAGGAUGGUAGAGGAAGUCGAGAAGGGAGUUGGUGAGCAAACGCAGACUCCAGCUCAAGUGACUGACUCCCUGUGGCGGCAGCUGAACCUGGAUGCCUUGGAUGCUCUUCUGCUCCGCUGGCAUCGGUGGAGGGACCAGCUGGGACUGCCCAGUUUGGUUCGCACCGAGCUCCCUGGCCCGUCGGAUCUCGAGAUGAAGGAACUUCAGGAGGCCGUUUUGCAUGCUCCAGAGGCAGGCCAAGAGCUUUCGAAGCAUUUGGUGGAGAUCGUCGUGUUUGCGGAAGGCUUGCUGGGCCUUCGCAAGCCCCACAGACAAUCGGUUCUCACGGCGAAGCUCCCAGCUGGUAUCGUGGAUGGGGAGCAAGUCCAUGUUGUGGUCCAAGCUACUCCGCAAGCUGAUGGCACUCCUUCAGAUGAGGUACGAGUCAGCAUCGUUAAUGCGAAUGGGGAUGAGAUUGGAGUGCAGCGGAGUCACUUGCACAUGCUUGGAAAUGCCGAUGAAAUCAUUCGUGCCUUCUCCUCCCAAGAGCUAGGCCUGGAAGACGGCCCUGAGGAGUCAGAAAAGGGCGACCUGGGAUGCAGACGUUUCCUCUCUUCUGUUGUCCUUCUCGUUCUUACAGUCUCCUUCAUGCUAUCUGCUUUGCUUUGCCGCUGA
This is a messenger RNA of Symbiodinium sp. CCMP2456, 2199 nucleotides long. The record is from the annotation of a GenBank genome assembly. NCBI's taxonomy places the organism in Eukaryota, Dinophyceae, Suessiales, Symbiodiniaceae.